This is a messenger RNA of Tremella mesenterica DSM 1558, 846 nucleotides long. RefSeq lists its product as uncharacterized. Gene Ontology annotation, molecular function: 1-(5-phosphoribosyl)-5-[(5-phosphoribosylamino)methylideneamino]imidazole-4-carboxamide isomerase activity. The transcript is spliced from 6 exons. Gene Ontology annotation, biological process: L-tryptophan biosynthetic process; L-histidine biosynthetic process. The record is from RefSeq and is a predicted model, not a curated record. Gene Ontology annotation, cellular component: cytoplasm. Bases 1 to 846 code for a protein of 281 amino acids. Lineage: Eukaryota; Fungi; Basidiomycota; Tremellomycetes; Tremellales; Tremellaceae.
AUGACGGAAGACUCUCAAAAGAAUAAAAGACGUAGGUCUCAAUUCCGACCUUGUAUAGAUCUACAUCAAGGUCAAGUGAAGCAAAUAGUAGGUGGGACUUUAGAUUUAUCUUCCCUCGCUUCGUCUAGUACGAAUGGAUUAAAGACUAAUUAUGUAUCUAGUCACCCUCCCUCUUACUACUCGACACUAUACCGAACUCACAACCUCACCGGAGGUCACAUAAUCAAGCUCGGAUCGUUGAACGAUACGGCUGCUCUGGACGCUUUGAGUGCUUGGCCAGGAGGUAUGCAACUCGGUGGUGGAGUAACAGAAGAUAACGCUGUGAAAUGGCUAGAAGCAGGAGCGAGUAAGGUGAUAGUCACCAGUUGGUUAUUUCCCGAAGGAAAGUUUGAUUUGGGACGUUUGGAACGAUUAGAGGGGUUAAUAGGGAGGGAUAAGUUGGUAGUGGAUCUUAGUUGUAGAAAGAAACCUAUCGUUGAACAAUCAAAGUCACAAGAGUCAGAAUGGGCAGUAGCGAUGAACGGUUGGAGAACAUUGACCGAUAUGGAAAUUACGAAAAAGAAUAUAGAAAUGAUUUCAGCUCAUUGUUCUGAGUUAUUGGUACAUGCUGCCGAUGUAGAAGGGUUGUGUCAAGGGAUAGAUGAAGAAUUAGUCAAAUGUUUAGGCGAAUGGACGACCAUACCAUGUACAUAUGCCGGUGGAGCCAAAAAUAUCUCCGACUUAUCCCUCGUUGACAGAUUAUCUAAUGGGAAAGUAGAUAUAACAUUCGGUUCAUGUCUUGAUAUCUUUGGUGGAGACGUUGAAUUCUCUCAGUUGGUCAAAGUCAAUCUAGCUCAUCAGGAGUAA